CUUCCUUUGGAACUGCUCGAGUCGCUUUAUAUGAUUAAUAAUGAUAAUGUUGCCACCCCGCCACCACCAAUUGAUCCUAUCAUUUUUGGUAAUUUGAUAUCAAUUCGUCGAUUAGUCGAUGAGGCAGCUGAUUUGUCAGUUCGGGCCGCUUCAGGUGUAUCAACUACCGGAGGAGGACCGACAAGAAGCUCAAUGUCUCACACACGGCAGCAUAGAAUGCGUGAACUUGCAGUUAAUAAAUUAGCACUUGCGUAUCGAAUUGAUGAAAUUGCUACCGCGGUGGUAACAAUGCAGUCAGCUAGUGCAAUUGACGAAGUUGCUAGUAGAGUUUUGAAGAAAAAUUCAACGAAUUUAGAGGCGUUAUAUAUCAUUGCCACUUCUCCGAUGACUCCCGAAUUUUAUCGUACGCGUGGUGUUGUGAAGUGUUUUAAAGAAGAAUUUACUGGCGCUCUUCGAGAUUUCAAAACGGCUUUAGCACAUACAAAACACAGAAAACGAGUAAAUAACGUUUUGUUAGGGAAAAAAACAACACUUCCACUCCAUAACCACCAUGGCAAUGAGGAUGACGAAUGUACAGGGACCGAGAGCCAAUUAUACUUUCUGCGCGCCGCGUGUUAUUUACAAUAUGCUAUUAGCUUAGUAGAUAAAGCACUCCAAAAAGUUGACGGGGUAGAACGUAAAGAUGGUGAAGGAAGUGAAUUGAGAUUAGUAGCAGUUAAAAAAGGUAACAAUGGAACCAAUAAUCAAGGCUCUACUCCAAAACUCGAAGAAUAUAGAAAAGAACUACUGCCAAUAAUGCAUCAAGUACAAA
This is a messenger RNA of Racocetra fulgida, 811 nucleotides long. The record is from the annotation of a GenBank genome assembly. Lineage: Eukaryota; Fungi; Glomeromycota; Glomeromycetes; Diversisporales; Gigasporaceae.